This is a messenger RNA of Brienomyrus brachyistius, 4846 nucleotides long. RefSeq names its product solute carrier family 25 member 23b (gene slc25a23b). Gene Ontology annotation, molecular function: ATP transmembrane transporter activity; calcium ion binding. Lineage: Eukaryota; Metazoa; Chordata; Actinopteri; Osteoglossiformes; Mormyridae. Gene Ontology annotation, biological process: transmembrane transport. The record is from RefSeq and is a predicted model, not a curated record. The transcript has 10 exons. Bases 780 to 2207 code for a protein of 475 amino acids.
UUUGCGUCGUUGCUAUACUCAGAACGGCUUUCUCUUAAUAGAUAUUUACUUAUUUGGCAUUAGUCUUUGUGUUUUCACACUGUCUUUCUUCGUCAGUCUUUAAGUCAGUCUUAAAAGUACAAUAGCAGAGUAACCAAGUCAAAAUCUACGCAUCAGCUGGAGACGCCUAAAGCAAUCUGAAGGAAAAGUGCGGCGAAUACCGGGAACCGGCCUCAUGCUCAGUAUUUCGGGGGCGCACAUGGGGUAGAUGCUUGCCUGUGAACUGCUUCGCAUCGGCCGUCGGCACAAUUGAAUUAAUUUCGGUGACAGUGGCGUUAAAAUGCGGUGUACGAUGUAUCAUGAGCGGUGCUACAUAGGCAACGGUGUAUGCUGCGUUUAACGAAAUGGUUUAACUGAAUAAAAAGAAAAACAGCAAUUAAAAUGUGGAUGGGGAUGUGUCAGGCAAUAUAAGCGAUAGGAGGAUUAAUGGCACAGAUGCAGGAUGCCAGUUAGAGAUUCCCCGCAAUGCUCGAUGGAUUACCCCUCGUUCCAGCAUUAGAGACGCAGCUGAUCUGUAGGGUAACUCACUGGGCUCCGGCUCUGUUACCGAACGAAGCGGCUGCAAACGGACUUUCCCAUAUAAACCAAAUUUCGCAGUUCUGUCACUCGGUUCCAAUUAGGGGAAACUUAAUCCUGCCGCCUCCUGAACGCUGAGAUCGGGCUAUCUGAAACCGAAAUCUGUCUUCGUCGUUUUCGCGUUUAAAGGGGAAACAUCACAACGAUCGGAUUCAUACAUUCACAUGGGCUGGAAUCGAGCUCGCCGUCAGGAUAACGGUGCCGCAGAUCCCGAACAUGAGAAGCGAUGGGCCGAACUGUUCGAGCAACUGGACCUGAAUAAUGACGGCCGGAUCGACGUGAGCGAGCUGAGGGCAGGACUUGCCGCCCGGGGAAUACUUCGGAGCGACGCGGAGGAGCAGAUCGUGCGUGUGAGUGACACCAAUCAUGAUGGCCAGCUGGACUUUGAGGAGUUCACGCAAUACCUGCGGGCGCAUGAGAAGGAGCUGCUGUUCAUGUUUCGCAGCCUGGACCGCAACGAUGAUGGUCAGAUAGACGUUGGGGAGAUCCAGCAGUCCCUGCAUAACCUGGGGGUGGACAUCUCCAUGGAGCAGGCCUCCAGGAUCCUGCAGAGUAUGGACAAUGACGGCACAAUGGCCAUCAACUGGAACAAGUGGCGAGAUCACUUUCUGCUGAACCCUCUCCACAGCAUGGAGGAUGUUGCUCACUUUUGGAAGCACUCUCUGAUGUUGGACAUCGGGGAGCAUCUGACCGUGCCGGACGACUUCUCGGAGCAGGAGAAGAGGUUGGGGAUGGUGUGGAGGCAGCUGGCAGCAGGGGCAAUGGCGGGUGCGGUGUCUCGCACUGGCACUGCCCCUCUGGACCGGCUCAAAGUCUUCCUUCAGGUGCAUGGCUCCAGCCCACGUAGGAUGGGCCUCUGGAAUGACCUGCUGGGGAUGGUCCGCGAGGGCGGGGUACGCUCCCUCUGGCGGGGCAACGGCAUCAACGUACUCAAGAUUGCCCCAGAAUCUGCCAUCAAGUUCAUGGCAUAUGAGCAGAUCAAGUGGCUGAUGAAAGGCUGUAAGGAUGGCGGCUCUCUGCGGGUUCACGAGCGAUUCGUCGCAGGCUCGUUGGCGGGGGCCACCGCACAGACCAUCAUCUAUCCCAUGGAGGUGUUGAAGACCCGGCUCACCUUGCGGAAGACGGGGCAGUACUCAGGGAUGGUUGACUGCGGCAAACAGAUUCUCCGCAGGGAGGGGGUGCGCGCUUUCUACCGAGGCUACGUGCCGAACACACUGGGCAUCAUUCCCUACGCGGGCAUCGACCUGGCUGUCUACGAGACACUAAAAAACGCCUGGCUGCAGACCUACUGCGUGGAUACUGCCGACCCAGGGGUCCUGGUGCUGCUAGGCUGUGGCACUGUGUCUAGCACCUGUGGCCAGUUGGCCAGUUACCCGCUGGCGCUGAUCCGGACCCGCAUGCAGGCCCAGGCGGUUAUGGAGGGCAAACCACAGCUGACCAUGCUGGGUCAGUUCAAGCACAUCGUGUCUAGCGAGGGGGUGUCUGGACUGUACAGGGGCAUCGCCCCCAACUUUCUCAAGGUCAUCCCCGCAGUCAGCAUCUCCUAUGUGGUGUAUGAGCAUAUGAAGAAGGUGCUGGGGGUGGGCUCAUAGAUAAGCAGGCGAUCGUAAUUCCAACGUGGGGCACAACAGUUACUUCCUAAAGUGAGGAUUGCUGGCUUGGGACUACUGGGGUGUUUAUCAAUACCAGGAAAGCAAAAAACCUUCUUAUGUUCUUAGCAACUUAGCCUCCCAAGAACUCAAAAAACAUGUUGACACAAUGAAUCAUGGGAUUGUUCUCCUUGGCGAAGACACAACCGUUUCAUCCUUGACAUUUGGUGCAGUGCAAGAAAGGAAUUUUUGCCGCCCUCCAUACUUCUGUUGUUGAGUAUUGGAACUGGUCUUUGGCAAUGGAAGAUGACAUCAAAUAGGUACGCGUGAAUAUAAGUACGGUCAGCUGGACAUAUUCAUAAACACCCUUGGUCUCCUUUAAGGAUCUGCUGCUUCUAGAACAUACCAGGGGCACCGUUUAGCCUUUGAUCCCGGACAGUACAGUGAGGGUUCCCCACCUCUUCCCACACUGUGCUGCCCCAUUUGGCUCAAACCAUGUUUUGUUUUUUUGUCUGUUUCACAAUAUCUGUGAAAAAGUGGGAUGGAAACCAGGUUUAGAACAAAUUCAUGCAAAAAAGAGAAACAAAGAAAUAUUACUCAGUUACAUUUUUUCUCAUUCGAGUUUCACUAUAUAAGUUAAUACAUGUAUGUAUAUGUGAAUGUUUUAUUUAAAUAUAUUUCUUUAAUAUGUUAUGUAUGUAUUGUACUUGCAUAAAAUGUAUUAUUUAUUGAGGCUCUUUUAUAUAGAGAAGAGAUAUUUUAAAACCUAUUUUGAAAUGUCUUACCUAGCUGUUCCUAUUUCACUGUGGAUGAAUAGUUUUUCAUCACAGUAAUUUCUGGCAAAUUCUUGCAGUUUGCCCUUAGUAAUUUUUACAGGGCUCCAUUUGACUCUUUUAAAAGAUGGUAAUCUUUCUAGACUUCUGGAUUGUUGUGUAGUGUGGGACUGUCCUUAUGGAAACGAGAACCUGCAUAUUUUUGAUCAGCACGAAAACCAGUGGUGACAGGCUUUGGAUGUUAACACUGUGCCUUCGAGAGGAUGGAAUGAAAGGCCCAUAAUCGCAGUGUGUGUGCUUGUCCUGCUCCGUCAAAGUGUUUUUUGAAGGAGACACCACUACUGUCUCACUCGUGUUCCACCACUAUGUGUUCGUUUGCCUUUGUGUGCUGCUUUGAACUUUGCACUAUGCUUGAAAACGGGGCUUGCUGUGUAUGACUUACUGAUUGUCAGACCAACGAAAGGGUCUGUGCACAUGACAGUCCUCUUGACACCCUGGGGACUGUGAUGACAGGCCUAUUUAUCUGUGAUGACAUAUCUACUGCAUGAUCUUGCACGUUGACAAACAUGCAGCUUGCUCAUUUAUGGCAAGGAGUAAACAAGCAAACUACACCAAAUUAAAUGAUGUCUCUCAAAGAAUUAAGCACUACAAGUGUACUUGAAAUGAACUUUUAUAAACAUGAUGUAACGUUAAUGAAUGAGCUGAUUGGUUCAUUCAGUCAGUAGACGCUGGCAUCAUUGUGAAGUGAAGAAGCUCUCGACCCGGAAUCCAGGGGGCAGCAUUGAGUACCGGAAAUUCUGUAAAAACCAUUUGCAAAGUCAGAAUAGAGACUUAAUCAGAUUUCAUUCCACUUGCAUUGGAGGUGAGGGCCACUGUCUUGCGUGUCAGUCCCGUUCGUACAUGGCUGGUUUUGAAUGUUGACUGUCAUAUUAAAACCUUAACAUCUUGACAGACAGGCCCGAGAGCUGUAUGUUUUCCUGUCAGGCGUUAAAAAAUGCAAAAUGCAGCUUAAACUGACAGCCAAGAUGGGAAGAGAGGAAUAAGGAAAGCAUGAACUGCAGAAGAAGUGCAGGUGACUGAAAGGGAAAGAAAUCUCUGCAGCUGAAAUGCAGCAUUUCGGUAACUCCGAUCCAGUCAAGAGAGGCUGCAAAACGGCUGCCUAGAAACAUUUCAACUAAAAGCCACUACUGUGUUUUGAAAUGUGUAAUGUGUAAAGCAAUGUUUCUACUGACUGAAUAUUGCAUUUUACACGCAUUAAUACCAUUAUAACAAGUAUCUGCAUUACAAGUUAAGAUUGCAUCUGUUUGCAUUUUAAACCGGAAUGUGUAUUUUUGUAUCACUUUCAAGUGGGACUUUGUAAGCAUGGAAGUGAAUAGAAGGCAAUCUCGGUCUUCUGUGUGAUUUGUGUCUAUUCCCGCUACUGAAAUUGCAUGCUGUAGAUGCAGAAAACAGUGUGGCUUUUUAAUGUCUAUUUUAAAACUGUGUGUUUUUAAAGCAUCCAUUUUCAGAGUUUAGAACACUACGUUUGUACAUAUGUAAAAUGAGUCCUUUUAAAUUUAGUUACACUUAUCUAAAAAAGAAAUGUCAUUUCGCUGCCCAAACAUUUCCUACUUUUUAAAAUUCACUCUUUCCUGCACUUUUUCUAAUGGCACGUGCACUGUCCAAUAAGAGGCUCUUGCUAGGUGGGAAAUGGGAGCGUGCAGUUCAGACAAACAAUCAUGUUCCUACUGAUUUUAAGCUUUUACCAGGAGCUCUAGUGCUUAGGGAGCUGGACAAGAAAGUUCAUAUUAAUUGCAGAAUUAUUUCCAGAAGAAACAAAGUGAAAGUUUUACUUUGGAUAAGCUGAACAAAUAAAGAAUUUAAAACAAA